CACACACACACACACACACACACACAUACCUUCCGGGUAUACAUGCACACACACAAAAUUUCCGGGUACAGACAGGCAAUUUACACCAUUACAUAACCUACGCACAUACACCCCCUCCCUACACCCAAUCACACACAUCUAACACCCAUAUCCACCCAUAUAAACUUAGACCACCUCUUCCUUCAUGUCACUCCAUUCGACCACCCUUCCCUACCAUCAUCAACUGGUUCAGCUUACUUAUACUACUGCUACCACUACUACAACUUCACGAUGGUAGUUACUCAGACUGGCCCACUACUCUUCCUGCUGCUACUACUACUACUAGAUGUCCUGGUGGCGGCACAGCAUACACAGCAUAGAGGGAAUAACCUAAGGAACCAAGCACCAGGUUUCGUUGAAGGGGCCGAGUUCGAUGUCUUUUCCCACCUCGAGGACAUUGCAUUGCACGGGGGUUUCUUUUUCCCUGUGGUUGAGGCGUCCCAAGGGGUUUCCACCCUUUCUCAACCAAGACAAGCCGCAGUGGAAAAGGGAAAGACAAAAUCCACAUCGACAGCAAAGCGCUUCAUAAGCGGGGCGGCAAUGUGCGGCUCCUACACUCUCGUCAGGGGGGAAGCAGUGGCCCUGGCGACCCCCAACUUCCCUGAGAACUACACCGCUAAUUUUGACUGCAUCUGGGCCAUCAAGACACAGGCCACCAGACUCAUGCUGACCUGCUCGUCUUUCACUCUCGGCGACGGGGACUACCUCUCUGUACAGUACGGCCAGAACACCGCGCUGAUGUUCCAGGGACAAACAGGGCCCCGAGACGUGGUGUACCCUUCUCAAAACCUCGCGCUAGGCUUCCACUCCGACUGUCGCACUGAAGCAAGGGGCAUGAGCUGCUAUGUGGAUGCCAUGGGCCUUGCCCCGGACUGGAUGACCUACCCAGAGUGUGGUUUGCCUAACAGAAGGGACCAGAAUCGUAUUACAGGAGGAUUAGAGACCGCGGACCAUGAGUACCCAUGGCUGACGCUGCUCAUCAUCUUCUGGAGUGACUUCAAAGUGACCUGCUCAGGCUCUCUCAUUCACGCCCAGUGGGUCAUCACGGCCUCACACUGCCUCCUCAGGAGGAAGAGCGGGCAAGUGUGGACGCCCCGAGUGACGGUGCACCUGGGCGUGGUGACGAGGGAGCAGGGUGGCCAGGUGGUGGUGGAGGCGAGCACUGUCAUCCUGCACCAGAAACUCAACUUCCAUUAUGAUGUGGCUCUGCUGAAACUGGAGCGCCCUGUUGAAUUCUCUGACACUAUACGCCCCAUCUGCCUGCCGCCCCGGAGCCUCAGCGUGUCGCCAGAGGGAGCCCGGGUGGAGAUCGCUGGGUGGGGCAAUGACGAGAGUGGCACAAAGAGCAAUGUGCUGAAGGUGCUGAAGCGGCUCGGGAUGUCUUGGGAGACGUGCAAGGCGUGGUUCCCCAAAUACAUCACACAGCACCACUUCUGCACCCACGGCAGGGACCGGCGGCACAUCUGCGUGGGCGACUCGGGCGGGCCGGUCAUGGUAGAGGUGGAGGGGCGCCUGGCACUGCUGGGGGUCACCAGCUUCACCGCUACAGCCUCCUGCAAUGGCACCAAACCCGAUGGACACAUUUCCGUCCCUCACUUCUUGGAUUGGAUAGAACAAGAGACAGGCAUUAAGCUUCCUGUCUAAGUUUAUACAGUGCAGCAAACCUUUCGGCGUCUUACCUCGCCUACUUAACCCCUUCAGUAGUGAAACAUAUUUUUACCUUGAGAUUUGUGUACGAUUAGACUAUCUUCUAGACAUUAGGCAGUGUUUAUGGAGGUCAGAAGAUUAAUGACCACAGUUUUCACUAUUUUAAUCCCCCACACAAGUUGCUGAAGUUGUAUAAAAUCGCCAAACAGUAAGCAGAAUGAAUAUGGAAACGCGUCAUAGUACUGAAGGCUUUAAUGUCAAGAAAUCAUCAAGGUUUUCAGGGGCAACUCCUUAAUAUUAUACAGCUUAACAAGGAUUUCUAUCAGUCAUUGAGAAAAGAGGGGGAAAAAAAAAGUAAUUAAUGAUCUCGUCUUCAAAUUAUAGCUAUUAUAAUACUUGGGCGUUUGUAUUUCUUUUCUUAAUCAGA
Messenger RNA from Portunus trituberculatus (swimming crab), 2113 nucleotides. Its product is annotated as chymotrypsin-like elastase family member 3B. The transcript has 12 exons. Gene Ontology annotation, biological process: proteolysis. Bases 271 to 1683 code for a protein of 470 amino acids. NCBI's taxonomy places the organism in Eukaryota, Metazoa, Arthropoda, Malacostraca, Decapoda, Portunidae. The record is from RefSeq and is a predicted model, not a curated record. Gene Ontology annotation, molecular function: serine-type endopeptidase activity.